This is a messenger RNA of Homo sapiens (human), 2425 nucleotides long. It is a transcript of the gene AIFM1, whose product is annotated as apoptosis inducing factor mitochondria associated 1. The transcript is spliced from 17 exons. Gene Ontology annotation, cellular component: cytosol; nucleus; mitochondrion. The record is from RefSeq and is marked reviewed. NCBI's taxonomy places the organism in Eukaryota, Metazoa, Chordata, Mammalia, Primates, Hominidae. Bases 186 to 1160 code for a protein of 324 amino acids. Gene Ontology annotation, biological process: positive regulation of programmed cell death; cellular response to estradiol stimulus; cellular response to hypoxia. Gene Ontology annotation, molecular function: NADH dehydrogenase activity; protein dimerization activity; oxidoreductase activity.
GUUCCCCUUCCCCGGCUCUAGCAGGCCGGCUUCUCUGUCCAAUGCCCACCCGGAGCUGGGAGGAGGAGUCUGCGUAAUGUGCGUGUGAAGAGACUGGGGGAGCUGGCCGGGGCUCACGGUGUUUGACCCGUCGGUCGUGCGUGAGAGGAAAGGGAAGGAGGAGGUCCCGAAUAGCGGUCGCCGAAAUGUUCCGGUGUGGAGGCCUGGCGGCGGGUGCUUUGAAGCAGAAGCUGGUGCCCUUGGUGCGGACCGUGUGCGUCCGAAGCCCGAGGCAGAGGAACCGGCUCCCAGGCAACUUGUUCCAGCGAUGGCAUGUUCCUCUAGAACUCCAGAUGACAAGACAAAUGGCUAGCUCUGGUGCAUCAGGGGGCAAAAUCGAUAAUUCUGUGUUAGUCCUUAUUGUGGGCUUAUCAACAGUAGGAGCUGGUGCCUAUGCCUACAAGACUAUGAAAGAGGAUGAAAAAAGAUACAAUGAAAGAAUUUCAGGGUUAGGGCUGACACCAGAACAGAAACAGAAAAAGGCCGCGUUAUCUGCUUCAGAAGGAGAGGAAGUUCCUCAAGACAAGGCGCCAAGUCAUGUUCCUUUCCUGCUAAUUGGUGGAGGCACAGCUGCUUUUGCUGCAGCCAGAUCCAUCCGGGCUCGGGAUCCUGGGGCCAGGGUACUGAUUGUAUCUGAAGAUCCUGAGCUGCCGUACAUGCGACCUCCUCUUUCAAAAGAACUGUGGUUUUCAGAUGACCCAAAUGUCACAAAGACACUGCGAUUCAAACAGUGGAAUGGAAAAGAGAGAAGCAUAUAUUUCCAGCCACCUUCUUUCUAUGUCUCUGCUCAGGACCUGCCUCAUAUUGAGAAUGGUGGUGUGGCUGUCCUCACUGGGAAGAAGGUAGUACAGCUGGAUGUGAGAGACAACAUGGUGAAACUUAAUGAUGGCUCUCAAAUAACCUAUGAAAAGUGCUUGAUUGCAACAGGAGGUACUCCAAGAAGUCUGUCUGCCAUUGAUAGGGCUGGAGCAGAGGUGAAGAGUAGAACAACGCUUUUCAGAAAGAUUGGAGACUUUAGAAGCUUGGAGAAGAUUUCACGGGAAGUCAAAUCAAUUACGAUUAUCGGUGGGGGCUUCCUUGGUAGCGAACUGGCCUGUGCUCUUGGCAGAAAGGAUAUAUGAAAUCAGGGCAUCUUUUCAGGAGGAUGCUUCCUAUUCAGAGGUUGCAAAGCACUUAUGUAAGCCUUAGGUGACUGCAUGGGUGGAAGUGCACAGAGUUCACCAUCUGAAGCUUAAUCUGGGGCCAGCAGUUCUGAUACCUGUUGUAUUUGCGUUACAAAUGAACUUGAGCACCGAGGCCCUCAUGCCCACUGUCCUCUCGAGCCUUGGGCACAGAAGUGAUUCAACUCUUCCCCGAGAAAGGAAAUAUGGGAAAGAUCCUCCCCGAAUACCUCAGCAACUGGACCAUGGAAAAAGUCAGACGAGAGGGGGUUAAGGUGAUGCCCAAUGCUAUUGUGCAAUCCGUUGGAGUCAGCAGUGGCAAGUUACUUAUCAAGCUGAAAGACGGCAGGAAGGUAGAAACUGACCACAUAGUGGCAGCUGUGGGCCUGGAGCCCAAUGUUGAGUUGGCCAAGACUGGUGGCCUGGAAAUAGACUCAGAUUUUGGUGGCUUCCGGGUAAAUGCAGAGCUACAAGCACGCUCUAACAUCUGGGUGGCAGGAGAUGCUGCAUGCUUCUACGAUAUAAAGUUGGGAAGGAGGCGGGUAGAGCACCAUGAUCACGCUGUUGUGAGUGGAAGAUUGGCUGGAGAAAAUAUGACUGGAGCUGCUAAGCCGUACUGGCAUCAGUCAAUGUUCUGGAGUGAUUUGGGCCCCGAUGUUGGCUAUGAAGCUAUUGGUCUUGUGGACAGUAGUUUGCCCACAGUUGGUGUUUUUGCAAAAGCAACUGCACAAGACAACCCCAAAUCUGCCACAGAGCAGUCAGGAACUGGUAUCCGAUCAGAGAGUGAGACAGAGUCCGAGGCCUCAGAAAUUACUAUUCCUCCCAGCACCCCGGCAGUUCCACAGGCUCCCGUCCAGGGGGAGGACUACGGCAAAGGUGUCAUCUUCUACCUCAGGGACAAAGUGGUCGUGGGGAUUGUGCUAUGGAACAUCUUUAACCGAAUGCCAAUAGCAAGGAAGAUCAUUAAGGACGGUGAGCAGCAUGAAGAUCUCAAUGAAGUAGCCAAACUAUUCAACAUUCAUGAAGACUGAAGCCCCACAGUGGAAUUGGCAAACCCACUGCAGCCCCUGAGAGGAGGUCGAAUGGGUAAAGGAGCAUUUUUUUAUUCAGCAGACUUUCUCUGUGUAUGAGUGUGAAUGAUCAAGUCCUUUGUGAAUAUUUUCAACUAUGUAGGUAAAUUCUUAAUGUUCACAUAGUGAAAUAAAUUCUGAUUCUUCUAAAUUAAA